This is a messenger RNA of Solanum verrucosum, 1138 nucleotides long. RefSeq lists its product as uncharacterized. Gene Ontology annotation, biological process: maturation of SSU-rRNA from tricistronic rRNA transcript (SSU-rRNA, 5.8S rRNA, LSU-rRNA). The record is from RefSeq and is a predicted model, not a curated record. NCBI's taxonomy places the organism in Eukaryota, Viridiplantae, Streptophyta, Magnoliopsida, Solanales, Solanaceae. Gene Ontology annotation, cellular component: small-subunit processome; nucleolus. Bases 88 to 1035 code for a protein of 315 amino acids. The transcript has 8 exons.
GCUUUUGCCUCAAAGCAAACGGGGAGGAAGCCGCCAUUGACAGCAACGGAGUAUCUUCUUCACUCUCAGCGAUAUCAGUAGUGAAAUAUGGCAUCACUCGAAACGAGUCAAAGAAUAAGCAGGCAAGCUCCGCAACUAGUUACGUUAUUGAAGGAGAUGAAAGCAGGAUUGGAUACAGUGAGCUUAAAAGUACAAGCUUUAACUGCAAAGGUGAAAGCGGAUCACUUUCCAACAGCAGAUGGAAUAAGUUACCUUGAAACGAAGCAUCUGCUACUUCUGAGUUAUUGUCAAUCACUUGUCUAUUAUUUGCUCCGCAAGGCAAGAGGACUCUCAAUUGAAGGGCAUCCAGUAGUUCGGAGUCUGGUGGAGAUGAGAUUGUUUUUGGAGAAGAUUCGCCCCAUUGACAAGAAACUACAGUAUCAAAUUCAGAAGCUCACAAGAGAUAGUGACACAGCUUCUGAGAAGUCAGUUAUAAGUGAGAAGGGAACAGUUGCUCAGAAGGAGGACCUAUUGAAGUAUCGUCCAAAACCUGAUAUGCUUGUUCACAAAACAAGUAACACUGCAGAGGAUGGUGCUAAUGUAUAUCGACCCCCCAAAUUUGCACCUGCUUCUAUGGGCGAGGAGAAGAUGUCGAAGCAGGAGAGAAAUGAAUUGAGGAGGGAAAAAGAGAGAUUGCGAAAUGCUAAACAAAGCCCGUAUAUGAUAGAUUUGUUGAAUGAUCUUGAAGGAAGACCCGAAGAGGUAAGAGAAGUUGUUGGAUCUGAAAGUAGAGAACUGACAAACUACAUGGCUAAAAUGAAAGAACGUGCAAAAAGAGAAGAAGAGGCGUUUGAUCGUGCCCCACUUACAAAAUUGGAGAAAAAGAAAAUGAAACAUCUGAAGAAGUCAAGAAAUGGGUUGCUUGGGCUGACAGAUAGUUUUUAUGAUGAGAUAAAAAGUUUGCCUUUAGGGGAACCUGUUUCUGAACAAUCAGAAAACUUUGAGAAUGGCGGCACUGGAAUCAAACAACAGAAGAAGCGUAAGAGGAGGAAUUGAUACGACUGCUGGUGUGAGUACAUCAAUAUCCAUCAAUUUAGAGGCUUUAAGGUUGGAAUGGUUAGAUGUUCCUUGGUCUCAUGUAACAUGUACAGCUUUGUCA